Messenger RNA from Schistosoma haematobium, 1494 nucleotides. RefSeq names its product Nuclear receptor-binding protein. The transcript has 7 exons. The record is from RefSeq and is a predicted model, not a curated record. The coding region runs from base 1 to 1494 and encodes 497 amino acids. Lineage: Eukaryota; Metazoa; Platyhelminthes; Trematoda; Strigeidida; Schistosomatidae.
AUGGAAAUUCGACGAUCUCUACAACGCCAUUCUGAAGACGUUACUUAUGUACAAGUAUUUGAUAAUGAAUGGCAUGAUUAUGAACGUGUUGCUGAUCUGUUCGAAGCUUCACGGUGCUUGAAUCCGGUCGAUCGUUCUAAUCUUGUAAGAUUGCUUGCCUUAGCAAGACAUAACUGUGCUCUUAUCGAUGGUGAACUUCAAUUUCCUGGUCCAAUAGCAUCUAGGCAGAGCAAUUUCGACGCGCUUGAACUGCACGAAAAACUUGUUGCGCUUCACCUUCAUCAACAAGCAAAAGAACGUUUAACAUCUAGAGAUUCAGGGUUAGCUAAAAGUUCAAUACAUUCAUCUUCAGCUACACCGAAUAAUGAAAAUGGACAUACAGUCUCGAGUAAUCAUGAUCAAAAUUUAGGUGACAUUCGAUCGAUAGAUUACCAAAAUCAUGUACCAAUUUCAAAUGAAGUACAAGCCUGUGCUGAGCAUAUUACACAGGUUCAAUUGCAUCAACGUGCAGAUCAAACGCAAGAUCCCCCAACUCCAUGUCCUGUAUCAGUUGGUUUAUCUGAUAUAGAUGGGACAAAAGAGAAUCAAGAUCCAGGGAAACAACAAAAAGUUAAAAAUGAUCCGAACAGUGCACUUUUUCUGGAUGUCAGUUCACUUGCUCCUCGUAAUUCAUAUUGUGCUUUAUGUGAUACGCAUGAUUAUCUACAUCAAAUUCAUUUACCAGCUUAUUUAAUCUCUCCCUGCUAUCAUUGCCGUGAGUUUCUUGCAAAUGAAGCUAAAAUCACUCCUGAAAUUCUCCUAGACUUACAUUUACAACAUAACAUUCCUUGGCCAGGAUUCCUGCAAGCUAGAUUUGGUAUCCCUAAUGAUGAUCGGUCAACUGAAGAACUAAUUGCUUAUGACUGCCGUUGGCGGAGCAGACAACCUUGUCGAUGUUUAGCUUCUGUAGAUGGUUCCUUAUUACCACCCUGUGUCGAAUUUCCAUGGUUAACUCCGACAGUUUCGACAGGUUCAUUCGAAGUUACUGAUAUAUCAGCAAAUCAAAGCAAAUUAAACAAACAAGAUUCAUUGAAUACACAAGUGGUUGCAGAGAUUUCUUCACCCACUACUACAGAUCCGCGUACUUCUGAUUUUUCUGCAACGACACAAGCACAAACUAAUGCAGCAAAUCAAUCGUUGCCUAACCCCACCACAACCUCGGUGAGUACAAGUAACACGUCAGUUGCUGGAAAUACUAAUACAUGUUUAAAAUCAAUUUUGCCAUGUUCAAAUAGGCAUAUUCGCGGUGCUCCCAUUACCUGCUGUCAUGGCAUACAUUUUCCUUUAGUUGGCAUACCAACCGUGUCAACUUCAUCUGCCAAUCAAAAUACAGAUACUGGCUGUAUCCCGUCUAUUGAUUCUUUUAAUCCACAAUCAACGACCGAUAGAGGAUCAGUUGUUAUAACUCAAGAAAUGCAACAAGCAGCACCGUUAACAAACGACGUAUCAUCUUAA